GUGCAGCAGUUGGCAGUGGUGUUUUGCUCUCUCUCCUGUCUUCCCUGCGUUUGUGUAAAUGUGGUGGUGAAUUAUUGAUUGUGAGCAAGGCAGCGCACGGGUCCUCGAGCUCGUCAUCCCUGCAGUGUGCCCUCCUCAGCAUCAGCCACUCUUCAGAGAGGUACCACCAUCAGACCCACAUUCACACAAUACCACCACGCUGCCUCCUCCCUCUCUCCUUCUCUCCAUCUCUCCUUUCUUUUCCCAAGCUUUGUGAUUCUAGCCGGCUGUCAACUUGAGGAAGAACUUUAAGGAUGUCGGAAUGUGGAUCAAGAUGGAUGAUAAGGUUUUUAGUUGUGGUUGUAUUUUGCCUGGUGUUGUGCAUGGAGGAAGCAAGCUCAAAGAAAGCCAAGAUUCCUCGCUGCCCAGCUACCUGCUCCUGCACCAAAGACAGUGCGUUCUGUGUGGACACCAAAGCUAUCCCCAAGAGCUUCCCACCUGGCAUCAUCUCUCUGACAAUGGUGAAUGCAGCUUUUACUACAAUUCCAGAGGGAGCCUUCUCACAUCUUACACUAUUGCAGUUUUUGCUCCUCAACUCCAACACAUUUACCAUGAUAAAUGACGAUGCCUUUGCUGGGUUGUCUCAUCUUCAGUACUUAUUUAUUGAGAAUAAUGACAUCCAGGCUCUUUCAAAGUAUACCUUCAGAGGAUUAAAAUCGCUGACUCACCUUUCUCUGUCAAACAACAACCUACAGACGCUGCCAAGAGACCUUUUUAAAAACCUCGACAUUCUGACUGAUUUAGACUUGCGGGGGAACUCUUUCCUUUGUGACUGUAAAAUCAAGUGGCUUGUUGACUGGAUUGAGAAAACCAAUACCACAGUUCCUGCUGUUUACUGUGCCAGCCCUUUUGAGUUUCAGGGGCGCAGAGUCCACGACCUAACACCUCGAGACUUCAACUGCAUCAGCGCUGAUUUUGCAGUGUAUGAAACCUUCCCCUUCCACUCGGUGUCUGUGGAGUCCUAUGACUUCAGUGGCGAUCAGUUUGUGACGUUUGCUCAGCCUGAUUCAGGAUACUGCACUGUCUAUGUGUGGGACCAUGUGGAGAUGAUCUUCAGGAAAUUUCACAACAUCACCUCUCGCUCUGCUGUGUACUGCAAACCGGUGGUGAUAAAUAACACACUACACAUGGUAGUUGCUCAGUUGUUUGGUGGAUCUCAUAUUUACAAAUGGGAAGACGCCCCUCAGCGAUUUAUCAAAAUCCAGGACAUUGACACCACUCGAGUGCGUAAACCCAACUUUGUGGAAACCUUCUUACUAGAUGGAGAGUGGUACUUUGUGGUCGCGGACAGCUCCAAAGCUGGCUCCACCAGCAUUUACCGAUGGAACAGCAAUGGCUUCUACUCCCACCAGUCCCUUCACCCCUGGCACCGGGACACGCACGUGGAGUUCAUUGAUGCAGGGGGGAAGCCUCACCUGAUCCUGUCUAGUGCCUCACAGCCCCCAAUAAUCUACCAGUGGAACCCUAGCCAAAAGCAGUUCACUUUCCACUCCCAAAUUACAGAAAUGGCCGAUAUUCAGAUGGUGAAGCACUUUUGGGUGAGGAGAGCCUUGUAUCUUUGCCUUACUCGUUUUAUUGGUGACUCUAAAAUCAUGCGUUGGGAAGGACAGCGUUUUGUGGAGAUCCAGACUCUACCAUCACGUGGUUCAAUGGUGGUGUAUCCAUUCACUGUAGGCCCAAGACUGUACCUGAUCCUGGGCAGUGAUUUCUCCUUCUCCAAGGUGUACUUGUGGGAUGACCUUACUCAGCGCUUCCAACCCUUCCAGGAGCUUAACAUGAGAGCACCACGGGCAUUUAGUUUGAUAUCUGUGGACAACAAAGACAUUUUGCUGGCAGCCAGUUUCAAAGGCAACACCUUGGCCUAUCAGCACCUGUUGGUAGAUCUCAGUGCAAAGUAGGGAGGUAAAGACAGACAAAAUAUGACCUUGAACAUGUGCCAAAUAAAUUACAAUGGCAAAAACUGCAAAACAAGAAAGGCAUGUUUUGUUAAUAUUUGGAUUAAUAUGCACUGUUCCCCAUAACAAUGAAACACAUGAAACAUGUCUUUAACAUGUAGCCUACUUUAAGUGCCAAUUGCAGCAUAUGUGCUAUAGCUUACUUAACCUGACUAAUGUGAACAAUGUUGUGCAUGGGUAUCUACUAAUUCUUAACCCAAAUGUGCAUACUCUACGGGUUUGCAAGAUGCUGGGUGACAUGUGUCAACCAAGCAUAUGCUACCAUACUUUGGUUCAAUGACUAUAUUAAAAGUUGGCCUAUACCUGUGAAUACAAUUGAGGAUGUUUGGCGUGCAAUUGUGAAUCAGAACUGUGAACAUGACUGUUAUGACAUUGACUAAUAUCUAGGUAAGACAGCAGCAAAGUGCUAUUUCUGUGUAUUUUUUGCUACACAUAUGCCGAUGAAUUUGCUAUUGUCCUGUGAGAGUGGUGGACUAAAAUAAUGAAAAGAUGAUUGAUGAAUGUUUAAAGAUGUUUGUGGUUAUCAACGACAUGUAAAUUCAUCAUUAUCAAGUAUGCAUGAAAAUUUCAAUAAAAUAUAUGCAGAUA
Messenger RNA from Periophthalmus magnuspinnatus, 2582 nucleotides. RefSeq names its product leucine-rich repeat LGI family, member 3 (gene lgi3). The record is from RefSeq and is a predicted model, not a curated record. Gene Ontology annotation, cellular component: synaptic vesicle. The transcript has 9 exons. Lineage: Eukaryota; Metazoa; Chordata; Actinopteri; Gobiiformes; Gobiidae. Gene Ontology annotation, molecular function: protein binding. The coding region runs from base 294 to 1937 and encodes 547 amino acids. Gene Ontology annotation, biological process: regulation of exocytosis.